This is a messenger RNA of Leucoraja erinaceus (little skate), 1537 nucleotides long. RefSeq names its product HIV-1 Tat interactive protein 2 (gene htatip2). The transcript has 6 exons. Lineage: Eukaryota; Metazoa; Chordata; Chondrichthyes; Rajiformes; Rajidae. Gene Ontology annotation, cellular component: cytoplasm. The coding region runs from base 110 to 871 and encodes 253 amino acids. The record is from RefSeq and is a predicted model, not a curated record. Gene Ontology annotation, biological process: import into nucleus.
GGGAGCGGGGACGGGGACGGGGGGGGAGGGGGAGGGGCGCGGGGCGGCGGCGUUACCGCUGCUGCUACUCGGCCUCCUGGGCAUCGGCGCCGCCUACCUGUGGUACCGGAUGGACGGGCCCGACCCCGGGACAGCGGCGGGACACAGAAUGCCUCCGGAUAUUUUCAAGCUCCGCGAAAUGUACAGAACACUCAAUAAAUCUUGCUUCAUUCUUGGAGCUUCAGGGGAGACGGGAAAAGUGUUGUUGCAGGAAGUUUUGAAAAGUCGGCUCUUCUCCAAAGUGACCCUGAUCGGCCGAAGGAAGCUAACCUUUGAGAGCGCAAUGUAUGAAGAUGUGAUCCAAGAACUUGUAGAUUUUGAAAAACUGGAUGACCAUGCAUCUGCUUUCCAAGGUCAUGAUGUUGGAUUCUGUUGCCUGGGAACAACCAGGGGCAAAGCUGGCGUGGAGGGAUUCAUCCGUGUCGACCACGAUUACGUACUAAAGUCAGCACAACUCUCCAAAGCUGGAGGAUGCACUCAUUUUCUCCUGCAAUCUUCAAAAGGAGCAGAUGCCAAGAGUUCGAUGCUAUAUCCAAAAAUAAAGGGACAAGUGGAAGCUGCAAUUGAAGAGCUGAACUUUUACCGAUACAGCAUCUUUCGACCAGGGGUCUUGAUGUGUGACAGAGAGGAAUCGAGACCGAUGGAAUGGAUGGCAAGAAAGGUCCUCGCUCCUAUCGCGUAUAUGUUCCCCACCGCCAUUAGCAUCCCAGUGACAGUGGUCGCUAAGGCCAUGUUGAACAAUGUUGUCCUCCCGUCGGAAAAGAAAGCGGAAUUGUUUCACAACAAGGAUGUGCAUGAAUUGGGUCAUCUGGGUGAAACUAAAGAGAAGUAACAACAGUUUGGGUUUAUAUUGGAAGAUGCUUUAGCCGUAUAUAUGAUUCACCCCUUUGAUCUGAGUUGUUUACUUCCUUGCUUCGGCUUCCUCAGGGUUCUGCUGUUAGUAGUGAAGAGGGUUUGCGGAGAAGCUGGUCACUUAAUUUUUUCAGGCAGGUCCACCACUGAAUUUCCGGCACCCUUCUGGAUUAUCUGUUUGGCCGGGCCAACAGAGGUCAUGGCUUUCGGGAGGUGGGGGGGGAGAAGUAGUGAGCGGUGAACGAUAUACUCAUCUGCAAGGUCGGCCUCAGAAAUUUUUCUUUUAAAAUCUUUUAAUUCAUUUUUCAAAUACAAAAUAUAACGAUAAAGAUAAAAGUGAUAUUGAUACACAGGGAUCAGGAUUACAUUAACAACAAAUGUAACCUAAAUAUAGGCUGCAAAAAAAAAAGGAUUUCAACGGUUUAGACCCAUGUUUGUCGUCAAAUCCGUUCCACGACCUCGGCCAUUUAGCUCUGGGAAUGUAUCUGCCAGUUCCGGCUGGGCCGGAGUUCCAAAGCCCCGGCCACAGGGGGGCAAAUUCCACCCGCCUCUCUGCCGCGGAAGUCCCGAUGAGGUCGAGAUCGGCCGCCUCACCCGGCUUAGGGGCCACAUUUUCAGGGGGACUUCCACGGCGGGGGGGGGGGGG